UCAAAAUUCAAGAUUGAAAUUAGAUGUCGGUCUUGGUCGGAUCUUGUUUUGAAUAGCCUGAAUCUAUGUGUGUAUUAUUAUUUUAAAGAUACAAACAAUAUCAAAAUGGCCAAUAUUACAUCUUACAAUAACGAUAAAGUGGUUACCGGUGAAGUAGAGUAUCCGGCAAGCGACCCCGCAUCGGGGGCUUUCUUCCAACCUGAUUACAAAAAAAAUGAAGACCUGAAACUGAUGCUUGAUGGUUCCAAAGACUCCUUGAAGUUAGAGGCAAUGAAAAGGAUCAUUGGCAUGAUAGCCAAAGGUCGUGAUGCAUCCGAUUUAUUCCCAGCUGUUGUGAAGAAUGUAGUAUCAAAGAACAUAGAAGUGAAAAAGUUGGUGUAUGUCUACCUGGUGAGGUAUGCAGAGGAGCAGCAAGACCUUGCACUCUUGUCUAUCAGCACAUUCCAGCGAGCAUUGAAGGAUCCAAAUCAAUUAAUUCGAGCCAGUGCUCUACGGGUUCUGUCAUCAAUUCGAGUGCCAAUGAUUGUACCAAUAGUGAUGCUUGCAAUCCGUGAUUCGUCCAGCGACAUGAGCCCUUAUGUCAGGAAAACUGCAGCUCAUGCUAUACCCAAACUCUACAGCUUAGACCCUGACCAGAAGGAAGAGUUGGUUUCUAUAAUAGACAAACUGUUGUCAGAUAAAACACCACUUGUGGUAGGUUCAGCUGCUAUGGCAUUCUCAGAAGUCUGUCCGGAUAGAAUGAGCCUUAUUCAUAGAAGCUACAGGAAAUUAUGUUCGCUGCUAGCCGACGUAGAUGAAUGGGGGCAACUGGCGCUAUUGAAUGUUCUCACCGUUUAUGCCAAGACCUGCUUUCCGGAUCCCAAUGUUGAAUCAUACUCCAGCGACAGCGAUACAGACAAGCCCUUCUACUCCCUCUCCGACGAUUCGACGAAAUCCCGGUCUCGUCCGACCCCGUCUGUUGACCCCGACCUGCGACUGCUUCUGCGUGCCGCCAAACCCUUGCUACAGUCGCGAAAUUCCGGUGUUGUCAUGGCGACUGCUCAGCUUAUAGUACAUACGGCUCCUGCUCAAGAAUUACCGCCGGUCGCUAAAGCCAUGGUGCGACUGUUACGAGCACCCAUUGAAGUGCAGAGCGUCGUGUUGAACGCUAUAGCGUCGCUUACUGUUACUAAGAGGUCUCUAUUCGAGCCAUUCCUCAAGAGUUUCUUCGUCCGCAACUCCGACCCAACGCACAUAAAACUUCUCAAACUGGAGAUCCUCACGAACUUAGCCACAGAAGCGAGCGCGGCGGUCGUCUUGCGCGAAUUUCAGACCUAUGUGACAGCCAAUGACAAGGCGUUUGCCGGGGCCACUAUUCAGGCUAUUGGGCGGUUAGCAGUUAAUAUACAGGCUGAAACAGAGACUUGUUUGAAUGGGUUGUUGCAUCUUCUGUCUAGCAAAGAUGAAUGGGUGGUAUGCGAAGCGGUGGUGGUUGUAAAGAGAGUGGUGUGUGGGGGAGCGGCUUCAGCGCGCGCCGCCGUCGCACGCGCCGCUAAGCUGCUGAGGCAGGAUCGGCUGGCGGCGGCGGCGCGCGCGGCGGCCGUGUGGCUGGUGGCGGAGCAGGGCGCGGCGCACGCGCGCGCCGCCGCCGUGCUCGCGCACAUGACGCAGCACUUCGCCGACCAGGACGAACUCGUGAAACUUCAACUUCUCUCCCUAGCUGUGAAGUUAUCCAUCACACAGCCAUCAACUCUUCCCAUUUGCCAAUACAUGCUAUCUCUAGCACGGUAUGACGCAAGCUAUGACGUCAGAGACCGGGCCAGGCUGCUGAGGAGGUUCGUGGAGAACGGGGAUAGACAGCUGCCGUCUAAAGCUAGCGAAAUAUUCAGACCGGACAAACCUAAGCCGACCAUUGAGAGUAGUUUUAAGGAUCGCCAACAAUUCACACUGGGAUCUCUGUCGGCGUAUAUGGGAGUGUCAGCGGCGGGGUACCGGCCUCUGCCCGCUGCGCCAGAGAGGACGCAGGGCGCCGCACUCAGGGACGCUGGCGAUCAGAACGUGCAGAAAGAAGUUGCAUCCCCGCCCGUCCAAAAAGACAAGACUUUCUACUCCGAACCGGAGAGUUCUUCAGGUUCCUCAUCUGGUGACUCCAGCAGUGAUGAAGAAUCUUCGUCUAAUGAAGAAGAAGAAGAAAGCACCAACGAUAAGAAGAAAGAAAAUACGAAGCAACCCAACAAUUACAGCAGGUCAUCGACCGGCACGUCGGAUAGUGAAUCGGAUAGCGGUUCCGACGCGGAUUCGGAUAGCUCCGGCAGCGAAUCGGAUUCGAGCGACGAAGAGAGUUCCGACGACAAGAAAAGUUCGGAAGAUAAGAAGAGUCCGGAUUAUAAAAAUUCAAGCAAACAUGACAAAAAGAUGACAAAACAAGAGCCAGAGCCAAAAGGACAGAAAACGGACAGUCAAAAGAAGAAUGAGAAAUCUAACCUGGAAUUACUCCUAGAAUUGGAUGAGGUGGCCAGUUCUCUGCCCACCAUGACGCCCACGUGUGGCGGCUUCCUGUCCCCCCAGAAUGCGGCGGUGCCCAACAUGGGAGAUGACGCUAUCAUCCCCGUGGGGCCAGCAUUACCCAACCCUCGUCGCACAGAACUAAUUUCCCGCGUGUGCAGCGGCGGACUCGCGGCCGAAUAUAGGUGGGCUCGAGCACCACAUUUAUACUCCCCCAAGAUGUGCGCCAUAGAGAUCACAUUCACCAAUCAUUGGCAGAAGGAUGUUACUAACAUACGAAUAAAUAAGAAGACGCUGACGGGCGCCCGCGCGAUGCACGACUUCGCGGCCGUGGGCGCGCUGGCGCCGGGCGGCGGCGCCAGCGCCACGCUCGGGGUGGACUUCGCGGACACCAUACAGCCCAUAGAGUUCACCAUCGCUAGUUCUCUAGGGGAAGUGCCAGUCAGCAUCACCCCGCCCGUCGGGGAGCUGAUGCGCGCCGUGUCCAUGCCUGACACGAGAUGGAACAAUGAGCACAACAAACUGCGAGGAAUGACUGAGUGUGACAAGAAAGCGAUGAAAUUAGAAGACGAGCAGGCGAUUUGUAAGAGAGUAUUUGAAACCGCUAAUUUGGGUGCUGUCACAAGCAACGGCGAUUUGCUAAGAUUCGCGGGCCGCAUGAUGUCAUCCCAAGACCUUGUGCUAUUGUCAGUGAAAACAGAAGAGGACUCCAGUAGAAUCGUUGCAAACUGUCCGAACAUGGCGAUCGCGUCGCUACUCGUUAACGAAAUCGCUAACGCUUUCUCAAGAACAUGAGAAUUGAACGGGAACCGUUGAACUGUUUUAAAGGUUCUAACUGGAGGUCAUUUAGGUGACUAAUACACGAACGUUGAAACACGAUAUGACUUAUUGUCCCUCUCUUUCUAACUUUAAGGUUAACUGGGGUGGUGCGAAAAGAGUAUAUUUACCUUUAAAUUUACGUGAAUAAAGGGGCUGCCAUGUUAGUCAUUCAACGACUUAUGGAAAUGGUGGUUAUUAUGGAAGAUAUCUUUGAUUAAUUUUCCCUAAGCUCACUUCAAGUUAAUUUCUUGUUGUUUUUCGUGUAUAGUUUUAAACUGUUAUGGCUGCAUAUGUCAGUAACAGACGGCAAAUGUCAUUGUAAAUGUGAUUUUGCAGGUAUUAUGUGCAGGUAUAACAUUGUAAAUUAUUUUGAAUAAAAUAAAAACUUGUACAUAUUUACCUUGUUCGGCUUAACAAAACCUUAUUUAUUAGUCUUAUAAACAGAUCGUUUAAUACUUGUAUCGCGUAAUAUACUAAGAAAAUAUAUCAAUAUACACAACA
This is a messenger RNA of Amyelois transitella, 3804 nucleotides long. RefSeq names its product AP-3 complex subunit beta-2 (gene rb). Gene Ontology annotation, biological process: vesicle-mediated transport; intracellular protein transport. Gene Ontology annotation, cellular component: membrane coat; AP-3 adaptor complex. Bases 106 to 3279 code for a protein of 1057 amino acids. The transcript is spliced from 21 exons. NCBI's taxonomy places the organism in Eukaryota, Metazoa, Arthropoda, Insecta, Lepidoptera, Pyralidae. The record is from RefSeq and is a predicted model, not a curated record.